CUUUUCACCGACUUAUUCGCAGAAAAGUCAAGCAGAAUGAGUGUCAGCAAAAUAGAGUAUCGACUGAGCUUCGUCGAGCUGCGUGGAAAGGAAGCAAGAGAUCUGCUUUCUGAAACUGAGAACAAGAUCUGGAUAAACGACCGGGACCCGUUUAAGGUUUACGCGAUGGCAACAAGAAUGACUGGACAAAAUCUAAUUCACAGUCAUUGUAGGAUAUCUUGAUGGUCAGCGUGAAUACCGAGGAAGAAGCUUUGAGGAAGAUUUUCGAAGGAGAGGUCAGAAGAUCGGUCGUGAAAGGAUCGACGUAUUUAACCUCGCAUUUGGCUACCGCUGUGAUCACUGUUCACGCGACCAACAUUAGUCUAAUUACAUCGUGGGGCAUCGUAACGACAGCCAAAGUAAUCUUGUAUCGAAAUUCGCAUCUUGCUUUCCUAGUCAACGAUAAGCUUUUACAAAAUGGUCCUAGAUUCACAUCGUUGAGAUGGCUGGUAUAGAGUCACUGGGACGAAGUAAAUGUUGGAAGGUGGCGUCGGAUAUUGGCACUGCAAAUUUAAUGAAAAGCCAGCUGGAACAAUUUUUCUCGUACCUCGGGGGAACGAGGCCAAUUUCUUACGGCGCAAUGCCUUCCAGUAAUUUAUUGAAGAUCUUGGGAAAUGCCUUUUCAGUUUCAUCCGUGAUUCGGUAAUUGGAAGAAAAACAGUAGUACUUCGAGUGCUCGUUCACGUCAUUUCAAAUCUUGGGAAUACAGUAAUGCACAGUUACUGUGUUUGCUAUAUCCAACAAUUUGUUAAGUUGCUCUCGAACCACGAGCAACUUUCGAGGUACUACUGUAUUCGUGAACUGUAGACUACUUGUACGUGUAACUUGUGUUUACAAUAGGUAAGUAGUUAAAUCUAUCGAUAGUUUCGUAUCCCACGUUCGAAUCACGAAGGAGGAUCUCAACAUCACACUGUCGACAUUACGGUUCACUUCAAGCAUUGUGGGGUUAAAGCCAGUUAAGAUCAAGGAAGACGUUAAAUAUAGACCGGAUCAUAUAGAACGGAUACUUCAGGAUGAGGUCGACUCUUUGAAGAAGGAACUGAUGAUAAAUGAUCUGUUCCUACGCCAGGAGGCCUCGAUGAAUAUUUCUAAGUCGCGAAUGGAACAGAUCAAUCGAAGCAUUGUGAAUUUUCUUAAUGGGACGAUCUCUGAUUUUACGCUGUUCAGUGUGUCUCAAGCCACGGUGCUGCUGAAGAGUAUCAAGGAUUUAUAUAACAGGUUCCAUUAUUCUUGUUACGUAUAAUAUAAUUUAAAGGCCGAUGUUCUGACGAGUGGAUACAUUAGGUUAAGCGCCAAAGAGCUUGAAGUUGAGAAGUUGCGGGAAACCUACGAAAAUGUCGCGAAAAAUAUGGCGCAAGCCGGUUUGUCGACAAAAUCGAAGGAAUCCGUAUUAUCCACCAACGGUCAGUACCAUAGCCGGAAGAGAACUAGAAGUUCGUUAGAGCCCGUGCUCGAGAUUAAACAAAUUUCUAACGAAAUAGACAGAGAGAAAGUUGGAAAUCUAAAGAAAAUCGCAGUAGGAAUGACUUUUGGACCAUAUAUAAAAGAAGAAGAAAACGAAGGGGUGGAAGAAGAAGAAGAAGCAUCAAAGAACCAAAAAUAUCCAGUAGUAUCCGAGCAAAUCUUGAAAAUUGAUAGCCAGAAUAUCUCAAUGGUUCGACAAUUCUUCGAGCGUUUCCUAAAGGAAAACAAAAACUACAGUAGAAUCAAGGAGAAAUUGGAUAAAAGUGGAAAGUCUCUCGUUAUUGUUCGCCAGAAAUUUGCGUGCAUGAUCGAUAAUUACUUCCAAGCGAAGAGAAAUUUGGAGAACGUACGCGAUAAACUUGUCAGACAACAACAGCUUCGAUUGGCCAUGGAAAAUGGCGACAGUGUAGGAAGCGAUGUUCCGGAAGUCGAACAAAUCAUUGGCCGUGAUAUAGCAUGCCAGGAGAAAGUCCUAAUGAACUCGAACAAAGAACUUACACAGACGCAAAACGAAAUUAGCAAUUUAUUGAAGGAUCAGCUUGAGAUGCGGUCAAAAUUGAAAUCCGGCUUCCACGAGUACUGCGUAACGCUAGAAUUUUUACCGCUGUACAACGAUAAGUCGAUGCAAAUGUUGUUAGAGCCAGUUGAGAAGGAGUCCUUAGAAAAAAUUAGACGCAAAUUUAAUCAAUUUCAACGAGCAAUGAUGCGCAAGUUCGAGGAAAAAAGUAGAACGAAGAAGGUGCAAUUCGACGGCGAAUGGGCAUGUAAGGGUGCUAACUACAAUCACUGA
Messenger RNA from Colletes gigas, 2293 nucleotides. RefSeq lists its product as uncharacterized. The transcript has 6 exons. The coding region runs from base 1388 to 2293 and encodes 301 amino acids. NCBI's taxonomy places the organism in Eukaryota, Metazoa, Arthropoda, Insecta, Hymenoptera, Colletidae. The record is from RefSeq and is a predicted model, not a curated record.